Messenger RNA from Closterium sp. Yama58-4, 5586 nucleotides. Lineage: Eukaryota; Viridiplantae; Streptophyta; Zygnematophyceae; Desmidiales; Closteriaceae. The record is from the annotation of a GenBank genome assembly.
AUGUCAGGCGGCCCUUCCGGCGGCGUGGGAGGGGGAGGGACGAGCAGAGACGGCGCGCAGAUGCCGCCCGACAUGGCGUUCGAAUGGGGCUACUCUCCAAGAGCUGUGCACUCACCAUCCCGCUUCAGCCGGGACGAGGAGGCGAACCCUAAUCGGACCAAAAGCAACCUCAGCCAGCAGCGCACGCUCAGUCUCAGCGCAGCGCGCCUCAGCCAAGCCGCCGCGGACCUCGGAUUCCAUGUCACCCCUCCCCCGUACCCCUCCGCUUCCGCCAAUGCGCCGCCUGCGGCGCACGCAGGAGCGUUCCCCGGCUUUUCCCCCGCGGCUGCUGCGGCGGCUGCUGCUGCGCUCGCAGCAGGCGGGGAUGCUGCCGUGGGAGUGGGUCUAGGGGGAGGUAUACCUGGGGGAGGUCUCGUUCGGGGCGGGUCGGGACUGGCAGGGUGGUCAGGGGGGGUAGCUGGUGCUGGUGGCGCCGGGCAUUUACAGUCGCUUACAGUGGAUCCGUCUAAAGCGGGGAUAUCCGCUCGGGGAGCAGGGGGGCACGGCGUGCCGCCCCUGCCGCUUCCGUCGCCGAAAGGAAACGCGGCCGCUGCAGGCAAGCUGGGCAGCCCGAGAGGAAACUUUUCCGGAUCGCGGGCAGCCGCGCUGGGGCAUUGGCCGAGAGGCGGUUUGCCCGCGAGCAUUCAGCAGCAGCUGAUGAUGGGGGCGAUGGGGGGAGGGGCGGGCGGGGGAGCAGCAGGCGGGGGCGCAGUGGGACUCGCAGGGCUGGGGGGAAUGCAGGGCGGCUUUGCUGGCGGUGGAGGCGGCAUGGGGGCGUUGGGGAAUGUAGGGGGAGCGGGAAUGGCGGGAAUGGCUGGGCUUGCUGCUUUGAAUAGUAGCAGCGACGGCAGCGGCAGUGGCGGCGGCAGUGGCGGCGGCGGCGGAUUACCCGGUAUGAAUCUACAGACGCAGUUAAGCCUCCUAGCCGCCCAGCUAGACGGCCGAUUGGACGACAACAACCCUCUCUCACGGACCAGCAGCGCGCCGCCACUUGGCGCGCUUCUCGCCAGCAUUGGUGACGUGGCAGAGCUGGAGAGGCUCUACCGAUUGCUCCCCGAUGCCAUGUCACCAGACGUCUCCCCGCACGUGGGGCUGACUCUGCCGUACCAGAGCAUAGCCGCGGCGUCAGGCUCGGCAACAAGCUCGGCAGUAGGCUCGGUGGCGACGAGCCCGGACCGGGAAUUGCACUUGCAUCGGCUUCUGGGGAGCAUGGGGAGCGGUAGCAUGGGUAGCAUGGGCAGUGGGAAUAUGGGCAGUGGAAGCAUGGCGGGGUAUUUAUCGUCAAAUGUACCAUCUAUGGCGGCUUUAAUAAGGGAGCGCACUAAGCUCUCCCGUACUAGCAGCUGCCCCCCCCCUGUGGCGGAGGACAUGAGCGGGGGCGCGGGGGGAAGCGGAAUGGAGGGGCGCGGGGGCGAGGGGGAGUCGUCUGAGUCGGAGGGGGAGAGCGGGCAGCAUGGGGCGGGCGCGGGGCACAAGAGGAAGAAGCGCCGCGCGCCGGGGGGAGUGGGGGCGGGUGCUGACGCGGCGGGGCUGGGGGGAGGCAGGAGCGGGGGAGGCAGCAAGGUAAGGGCCCCCGUUCGGUUUCUCUUCAAUAUCAUGACGGGAGCCAGAGCGACGCGCUGGACGGCGGGGCGCGCCUGGGGGGGGGGCGCCUGGGGGGGCGCGCCUGGGGGGGGCGCGCCUGGGGGGUGCGCGGAGAGACUUGAGUCGACUCACAAGGCACCCAUUGCUCCCCCACUCACCGCCUCCACCCUCCCCUUCAUUCGCCUUCCCCGUUCAACACAUGUGCCUCCCCCUCCCCCCCAUGUCCCCUCCGCGCCCGCCCUAUCCCCCCAUGUCCCCUCCGUGCCCGCCCUAUCCCCCCAAGAGCAGCGGGAGCCAGAGGACGCGCUGGACGGCGGGGCGCGCCUGGGGGGCCGCGGAGGGGGCGGGGGAGGCGCAGGGAGCGCGGGCAGCGGGGGGAGGGGAAGCGCAGGGGCGUGGGGGGGGAGCCUGGGGGGCGGAUAUAGCAUGCAGGGCGGGGGGAUGGGGGGAAGCAUGCAGGCGGGGGCGAUGGAGACAUCGAGCCAGGACUACAUUCACGUGCGCGCGAGGCGGGGGCAGGCCACUGACAGCCACAGCCUUGCUGAACGGGUGCGGAGGGAGAAGAUCAGCGAUCGCAUGAAAGUGCUGCAGAGCCUUGUGCCCACGUGCACCAAGGCGACGGGCAAGGCAGUGAUGCUGGACGAGAUCAUCAACUAUGUGCGCUCGCUGCAGCUGCAGGUCGAGCUGCUAUCAGCCAAGCUAGCAGCAAUAGAGCAGGACACGGCAGAGAUGGACGGCUCGGAUUCACCCGCCGACUUUUGUGUGGCCCAGAUGGCAGCACUGGGAGGGCUGGUACUCCCCUCCGCCCCUGCUACUGCUGCUGCGUCACUGGGAGCAGCGGCCGCCCUGCACCCCGACAUGGCCUCCCUCCCCACUGACCUCGCCCGCCUCCUCCUCUCCCGCCACCUGCCCCACCUCCCCUUUGGGGGACCCGCUGGGGGGGCGGGGGGAACAGAAGGGGGAGCGGUUGGUGGGGAGGAGUUGCAGGGAGACGGCGGGGGAGGAAUGGGGGGAGGCGGGGGGGAGGGGCUGGGGGAACUGACGAUGGAGCAGCUGCAGGCUCAGUUGGAUGCUAUGAAUGGGGCAGGCGGAGGGGUGGGGGCAGGGGGAGAGGGGGGACUUCCGCACAUGGGCGCGCAGUGCGAGUGGGAUGGUGGGCUUGAGAGCAUAGUGGCAGCAGCAGCAGCCAUGCCGCCCUCCCAGCAAGCCCAGUCAGCUUCAGGGACCAGCCACUCGGCCAAUAACCAUCAUGCAUCAGGAUCACCCUCCCUGUCCCAGCAGUCGGCAAGCGACAGCAUGGAGUCGUACUACCGGCCCAUGCGCGAUUCUCUCCGCGCCCACCUCUCCGCGCUUCACGGCGAGGCGCGCCGACGGUUCCCAGCAGCCCUGGCGAGCGCGCAGGUCGCGUCUGUUUGUUCUGCGGCCGUGCUGGUGCUAGUGCUGAUGCCGCUGGGGCUGUGGAUCGGACGGCUGGGAAUGGUUGUCAAGAUAAUCUACGGCUUUGUGCUGGGGAUUGCGUGCUCGCUGCUGUACUCUUCGCUUGCAAUGAGAAAUGCGCGGCAGAGAGAAAAGAAGGCCCUUGUAUUGAGGCGGAUGGACUGGGAAUUGUCAGUCGAUGAGAUUCUUCGACUGGCCGGAUUUAGCAAAGACAAUUGCACGUCCUCAUGCCAGAAACUGCAUACCUUGCAGCUGGCAUGGGUGAACGCAGCAGUGCGGCAGAUGUGGCCAGAGCUGCGCAAAGCGAGCACAGACAUGCUGAAGAGCAGCCUGAGGGGGCUGUUUGAGGGCUACCACUUCGGCAUCAUCACCGGCAUCGAUGUGCGAUCCGUGGACCUGGGACCUGAUCCCCCCACCAUCACUGCCGUGAGAGUGCGCAGGGGAGGGGCAGGUAAUGGGGCCGCGCAGAGCAACAACUCCUCUUCCCCGCGCGGGGGUAAUGGGAGAGGCGGAGGAGGGGGGGAUGCAGAGGUGGUAACGGUGGCAGAGGCGAAGGAGCGGGCUGAGAGGGACACUCGUGGUGGUGCAGAGGCACAGCAGCGCAGCAUGAGGCUGAGAGUGCAGACGGCCAUGAGCCCUGAUGUGGACGUGCGUGUGAGCAGCAUCGCUGCUGCUGCCACGCUCAAACUCACCCUCAAACCGCUGCUGCCGCGCCUGCCUGGGUUCGGUGCCGUGCUAUUGUCGCUGCUUAACCAGCCUUUCUUUGACUUCAAAGUGUCAGUGAUGGGCGGCAAUCUCAAGGCCAUGCCGGGAUUUGAAAAGAUGAUUGAGACUAGACGUGUCACUGAUAGAGGCGGAGGGGCUGCCGAAGACGGACGUGCUGAGGGGAGCAGCUGGCCUGCUUGCAUCACCCACACCACACCCUCGUGGGUAACUCUCUUCUCCCCCCUCCCCUUGCGCUUUGCGCCCUUCUCUUCCAGUUUCCUGGAGCUAACCCCAGUGGGGUACCUAGACGUGUCGCUGAUAGAGGCAGAGGGGCUGCCCAAGACGGACGUGCUGACGGGUGCUGCUGACCCGUUUGUGCUGCUGUACGUGCGGCAGCGGGAGGGCAGUAUCAAGCGCAGCAGCACCGUUCACCACUCGCGCCACCCCACGUGGAACGAGGGGUUUAUACUCGAGGUGGAGGACCCAGAGUCACAGCAGCUGACCAUCCGCCUGAUGGACAGCGAGCGAUUCGAGAAGUCGGAGUUCAUUGGAGCGCACAUGCUGCCGCUCCACACGUUGCACCCCAACAAGGCCCAGGACUUGUGGCUCGACCUGUAUGACAAGCCCGAGACUCCUGAGGGUGCGAGCACGCACGGGCGCGUGCAUGUGGUGGUGAUGUACGUCCCGUACACGCAGCGAGAGGGGGGAGGGAACGGAAGGAGUGCUGCUGAAGGGAAGGAGGGAGGGAGGUGUGCUGUAGAGGGGACGAGUGCUGUGGGGGAGGAGAGAAGGGAGACAGCUAUGGACGAAGACUUCCCGCCAAUGCUAGACGUGCCAGGCUUCGGCAUUCAACUACCAGGCAGAACCGCGGACGAAAGCAACCUCAACUUCCUCACGGACAGCGGCACGGCCAACUUCGGUCAUGUGGCAGUGGGGAGAGGGGGACUCAGGGUGCCCCAUCAGCAGCAGCAGGACAACUCAUUGCGCCUGGCUGACCUGAGAAAAGUGGAGCUGCUGGGGAGGGGGGCGAGCGCGGCAGUGUACCUGGUGCAGCAUGCACGCACGGGGCAGCAGUACGCGCUGAAGGACAUGCAGUUGAACAUGGAUGCUGAUGUGCAGAGGCACGUGGGGAACGAGCUGCGGAUUAACCACCAGUGCCGCUCCCCGCAUGUCGUCCGCUGCUACCAGGCGUUUGUGGACGACGGGCAUCUGUUCAUAGUCCUCGAGUACAUGGACGCGGGCUCACUGGCAGACGUGCUCCAGCUGGUGGGGCGAAUCACGGAGCCGUACCUCGCAGCCAUCUCCCGCCAGGCCCUGCAGGGGCUGCGAGACCUGUACCAAGGGCACCGCAUCAUUCACCGCGACAUCAAGCCCAGCAACAUGCUGCUCAACCAGUCGGGGUGUUUGAAGAUCAGCGACUUUGGUGUCAGUCGUGUGCUGGAGAAUAGUUAUGACGUCGGGAACACGUUUGCUGGGACCUACACUUACAUGUCGCCGGAGCGCAUAAUGGGCAAGUCAUACUCGCACAACAGCGACGUGUGGGCGUUUGGGCUGAGCCUGCUGGAGUGUGCCAUCGGCCAGUACCCCUACCGCCCCGCCUCUGGAGGCUCCUUCAACUACUUCGAUCUGCUCUCGGAAAUCUCCAACUCGCCUGCUCCCAUUGCCCCGCCCGACUUCUUCUCGCCGCAAUUCUGCGACUUUGUGGCGCUCUGUCUUCAGAAGGACCCCAGCCAAAGGCCAUCAGCGGAGCAGCUUCUUAACCAUCCGUUCCUCCACCUACAUCCUGACAUCAGCCUCCAACCACUUGUGAGCAGCGAUUGA